GUUUUACGUCAGCACGCACAGUGUACGUAAUGAUAGCAAAUGAUUCUUUUCACUACAUACGCGUCAUUUUAAGAUUAGUAAUGGUAAAAACGUGUGUGAAGUACUUGAUGGAAGAAACGAAAAUCAAUUUCUUCGCAAAAUGAUUGACUGUUUCGAUCCCGAACCGCACGAAACACUGAGCGCUGGCGACGUCUGCAGGUCAAAACGGUGUAAACGCAGCGAAAUCUGCCCAAACAUAUCUUGAUCAUACUGCAGAUGUCCAGAUUCAUUCGUGGGGCGAUUCUCUAGAAGAGGCUUUUGAGCAGUGUGCAAUGGGAAUGUUUGGCUACAUGACGGAUACAGAAACUGUGGAACCCAUUGACACUCUAGAUGUAGAAUCAGAAGGAGAAGAUAUGGAGUCACUUCUUUUCCAUUUUUUGGAUGACUGGCUCUUUAAAUUUAGCGCUGAUAUCUUCUUCGUCCCAAGGGAAGUCAAAGUGCUGCACAUAGACCGAGUACAGUACAGAAUCCGCUCUAUAGGAUGGGGUGAAGAAUUCAACAUAAAUAAGCAUCCGCAGGGUACAGAAGUGAAAGCAAUUACCUACUCUGCUAUGCAGGUACAUGAUACAGAAAAGCCAGAGAUCUUCGUCAUCAUCGAUAUUUAAAUUCACAACUGAUUAAACACCUCUUUUUAACAGACAUGAUUUUUAAAGAUACUUCUAGUUGGAAUGGACAUGUGAGAGAUGUCAUUUCUGUAAACUGUGGAGUGUUAUAUGGGUGACGGGUAAAAUGCUAUAUAUUUUUGACUGAUUUUUGUGAUUAAUAAUGAUAUUAAAAAUACUUUCAUUUUGAGAUCUAGAAACUCACAUAUAACUCAAAAGAAUUAUUAUUGACCCAAAAUACUGUUUAGUUUUUUUUACUUAAACAUUACACAUAUUUCAGUCUCAUUAUAUCCUGUUAAUUUUAAUGUUACGGUGAAAGUAAACCUUUCCAGUGAUACUGUAAAACCUUCUGACAUCAGCAGCUACAAUGACUUUCAGUAAUUUGUCUUAAACUUAAGUAUAGUCAGUGUUUUUAAAUUUGACCUGUUAGUUUUAAAGCUGAAGUGUGUCAUUUCUGUUAGUCCAGAGCUAAUGAUGAUGAUGACUGAUAGUCCUGCCUGAAACUCAUGAAAUGGGUUGAGCUAGUGUUCAGUUAUUGCUAGAUAUUGUAAUCACUUUAGAGACAUCUUUAGUAGCUGUGAGUUUAGCUAAAUAUAUUUUAUUGUAAACAUUUCUUAUUAUACUAUUCUUGGUCCUUUUAAUAAAGGCUAAAAAGCCUGAAAUUGUCCUUUUUUAGGUUGUACUUCACAAUCGCUAGUGAAGGUUUUGGGACUGUAAGCUAAAUAAAUGGUUUAGAAUUGCAACAAAAAUCACACACUUCAACUUUAAUGGUUUUUUGUAUUUCGCUACCAAAUCUUGUUUACAUAAAGUCUAGUUGAGCAGCAUAACGACUUUAAAUAGAAGAAUAAAAGCCCACUCUGGUUGUAGUUGUUAGUGCUCAGCACAAGUAUAUGAAUUUCCAGUUUUUGAUGAGUCCAGAAACAUGAAGUCAUCUCUGCUUGUCACGGCAGUAUAACCAUAACAUAAGGCCUGUAGAACACAUGAAGAAAGUACACAAUAUAGACAGAGCCACAACCGAUGUUCUGGAGCUUAUAUUCCCAUCUGCAAUAAAAGACAGACAAGAGGAACAUGUCACUGACAAAUGACUCCAUAAUAUACAUUUCCAAACAUCUUACAGUCAACAUAAAACUGUAAAUAGAAAACAGAAUAUUCAGUAAUAUUUAACAUUCUCAGUGAAAAUUCAUUUUCUUUGAAAUAAUGUGCACUGAUGAAACAAAUUUUAAUUUCUUUCAAUGUAGGUGUGCAGUCUGUGUACGUGUCACCUGUUUUUAAGAUUUAGCCAAGAUGAAAUAAAGGCUUUUUAAAAUA
Molecule: messenger RNA, 1949 nt
Organism: Ctenopharyngodon idella (grass carp)
Lineage: Eukaryota; Metazoa; Chordata; Actinopteri; Cypriniformes; Xenocyprididae
Gene: tslig1
Product: zinc finger and BTB domain containing 8 opposite strand
Exons: 7
Coding region: 312-644 (110 amino acids)
Biological process (GO): tRNA splicing, via endonucleolytic cleavage and ligation
Cellular component (GO): tRNA-splicing ligase complex
Source: RefSeq, a predicted model, not a curated record